Molecule: messenger RNA, 1704 nt
Organism: Eutrema salsugineum
Lineage: Eukaryota; Viridiplantae; Streptophyta; Magnoliopsida; Brassicales; Brassicaceae
Product: citrate synthase 2, peroxisomal
Biological process (GO): carbohydrate metabolic process; tricarboxylic acid cycle
Cellular component (GO): mitochondrial matrix
Source: RefSeq, a predicted model, not a curated record
UUUCUUCUUCUUCGCUUCCUCUCUUUGAAGUUUGAACUCUGUUUUUUUUUUUCCUUCUUUUCUUUUUCCGAGGUGAAAAAUGGAGAUUUCUGAGAGAGCAAAAGCUCGAUUAACCGUUCUCUCAGCGCACUUGGCGGUGUCUGAUGAUCCCGUCGGAUUGGAACAGGUGUUGCCGGCGAUCGAACCAUGGUGCACAUCGAAUGCAGCACCGCAUGGAUCCCUGAAAGGAAGCUUGACGAUCAUCGAUGAGCGUACGGGAAAGAAAUAUCAAGUCCCAGUCUCAGAAGAUGGCACAGUCAAAUGCGUUGAUCUCAAGAAGAUAAAGACAGGGAAGGAUGAUAAGGGGCUUACGUUAUACGAUCCAGGUUACUUGAACACAGCUCCUGUUCGGUCUUCGAUUUCUUACACCGACGGUGAUGAAGGAAUCCUCCGGUAUCGAGGAUAUCCGAUCGAAGAGUUGGCUGAGAGCAGCACUUUUCUUGAGGUUGCUUAUCUCCUCUUAUAUGGGAAUCUACCUUCUCAAAGUCAGCUAGCUGAUUGGGAGUUUGCAAUUUCUCAGCAUUCAGCUGUCCCACAAGGAGUAUUGGAUAUCAUACAGUCCAUGCCUCAUGAUGCACAUCCAUUGGGUGCUCAUGUCAGUGCAAUGAGUACACUUUCCCUCUUCCAUCCUGAUGCAAAUCCUUCCAUUAUGGGCCAAGAUAUUUACAAGUCAAAACAAGUUCGUGAUGAACAGAUAUUUCGUAUUCUUGGACAGGCACCGACAAUUGCAGUGGCUGCUUGUUUGAAGACGGCAGGCAAGCCUCCUGUUCUUCCUUCAGGAAAACUUUCUUAUGCAGAAAAUUCCCUCUACAUGUUGCAUUCAAUGGGCAAUAGGUCUUACAAGCCUGAUCCUCGGCUAGCUCGAGUGUUGGACAUCAUCUUCAUACUGCAUGCUGAACAUGAAAUGAACUGCUCUACUGCUGCUGCUAGGCAUCUUGCCUCUACUGGUGUUGAUGUGUACACUGCUGUUGGGGGAGCUCUUGGAGCCAUUUGUGGCCCUCUUCAUGGUGGCGCAGUCGAGGCUGUUACUAAGAUGUUAUCGGAGAUUGGGACUGUUGAGAAUAUUCCAAAGUUCAUCGAAAGCGUGAAGAACAAAAAGAGAAGGAUGUCAGGUUUUGGACACCGCAUUUACAAAAACUACGAUCCACGAGCUAAAAUCAUUAAAAAGCUUGCGGAGGAAGUGUUCUCCAUUGUUGGAAAGGAUCCUCUUGUUGAGAUAGCAGCUGCUCUAGAGAAGACGGCACUCUCAGAUGAAUAUUUUAUCAAAAGAAAGCUUUACCCGAAUGUUGAUUUCUACUCUGGAUUAAUCUGUAGGGCAAUGGGAAUCUCACACACAUUGAUCACAGUCCCGCGUAUGGCUGGAUACUUGUCACACUGGCUUGAGUCGUUAGAUGAUCCUGACACUAAGAUCAUGAGACCCCAACAGGCCUAUAAUGGAGUGUGGCUAAGGCAUUACGAGCCAGUGAAAGAAAGAACUAUCCAGUCAAUGAGUGAUUUGGAUCGGAUCUUUGGUCAAGUUUCCAUUUCGUAUGCAUCAACAAGGCGUUAAUUAGCUGCAUCUGCGCUUUAGUCUCAAUCCUACUACCAAUUAUAUAUAUGUAAAUAUAGUUGUGAAAAAAUCCUCGUGCCAUACCAUGUUUUAAGAAUAUGAUGUUUUCUUUAUAC